CACCGAGAGCUGGAUUCAAACCAAUACAGCAAUGAGUAGAAUACCGAGCGUACGAAUGAAAUUCUUGGAAAAAAGUACGCUAUUACCUGUAACUGGAACUUGUGCUACGAACGAUCCAAGUGGACAAAGAGACACAGAAUGAACAGAAAAUUGUGUAAAGAUGAUUUGUUACUGUGAUCAGACUAACCAAUAAACUACAGAAGGAGGAGAAAAAUGUAGAAAGGACAAGUUCACAAACUCACAAAGCAGUAGAGGGUAACUGCGUGAAAAAGAAACUUAUAAUCUUGUCUUUAUUUUCGUACUGUUCUUUCAAUUUUAGACUGAAUUUCAUAAUGUCGAUGAUUUGGAAAAGCAGGGACAAAAUCAAUACGCACAAUAGAAAAAAAUGAAGUGAUAGAAGACUCACAGGCUAGCGACAAAGAAAAAAAAAUAAUAAACUGAUCUACGUUCGCAGCUCUGGUAGUGUUUUAACUGAAAAGUAUUUGGUAACUUUAACGGAUCAAUUUGGAAACGAAAAAAUCUCGAUGUGAAAUAUACAAUUAGAAAUAAAUACGUACAGGACAUGAUAGUGAGUGAACGGAUAAGAAAAAAAAUGAUCUACUUUCGCAGCCCUGAUAGUGUUUUGAGCGAAAAGAAUUGGGAACUUUGACGUAUCAAUUUGGAAACGAAAAAAUCUUGAUGUCAGAUAUACAAUUAGAAAUAAAUACGUGCAGAACAUGACUGUGGGUGGACGGAUAAGUUAUAUGCUCGGCCGACUUCAUAUACUCGUAGACUAUAUAAUUUCGAGUGAAUAAGAAGUUGCAACGUAAGUUUAUCUAAUCCUUACAAUAUCUGGUAACUACGGGAGGAAACGAAGGCAGGACAAUAAGUACUCACAACUAACAACUCAACGAGGCUAGUAAUACACUAUAAAGGCAUCUAAACCAGGCCUGAAUUGUGGGUAGCAGUAUUCAGAGGAGUUACAGCGAAAUCAAUGAAGAUUGACAUGCAAGUGAGAUGAAAAAAUAGCCAGGGAAGUUCCCACCAGAGCAAAGAAAUUCGAUGCAAACAGAAGGGGAAAAAAACCUGCUGGGUGAGUGACGCAGUGGGCCUCCGCGGACGCGCAAGAUGUGCCUUGCGGAGUGGGGGGUCCACCUGCUGCAUGUAUAUAUACACGCGCAGAGUACCCGCUUCUGCAUCUGAAGUGACCCCACAGACUCACCUCCCAGCAGAUAUGAAGGCCGCCCUGGUACUCGUCGCGGCGUUAGCCGUCAUUGUGGUCGCCGCCGCGGAGGAGAAGUUCACCACCAAGUACGACAACGUCAACCUGGACGAGAUCCUCGCUAACGACCGUCUGCUCAACAACUACGUCAAGUGUCUGCUCGAGGAUGGGGAAGCCAACUGCACCGCUGAUGGCAAGGAACUCAAGAAAGCCGUCCCUGACGCGCUGAGCAACGAGUGCGCCAAGUGCAACGACAAGCAGAAGGAGGGCACCAAGAAGGUGCUGAAGCACCUCAUCAACCACAAGCCCGACAUCUGGGCACAACUCAAGGCCAAGUACGAUCCCGACGGCACCUACAGCAAGAAGUACGAAGACAAGGAGAAGGAGCUCCACGAAUAAACACUGUACUUUCAUGUCUAUCCUAUCUCAAAUAAACUAUAACUUGUAACUCAA
Molecule: messenger RNA, 1654 nt
Organism: Schistocerca gregaria
Lineage: Eukaryota; Metazoa; Arthropoda; Insecta; Orthoptera; Acrididae
Product: ejaculatory bulb-specific protein 3-like
Exons: 2
Coding region: 1142-1600 (152 amino acids)
Source: RefSeq, a predicted model, not a curated record